CAUCAACAUCAUCGAUUUCCUAGUUUUAUACCCAACGGGUCUCGAUCUUUCCUACCUACUCUUUCUUGUAUCCAUAAGGAAGGCCCUAUCAACCCGCAUUUUAUGUGACCAUUAGAAAUUCGGUUCCCUCCACAUCUACACCCACAUUCUCCCUUCGGCCUACACCCACCGCCACCAUGGGUGUUCCCAAGUUUUUCAGAUGGCUCUCAGAGCGCUAUCCAGGUAUCUCGCAGUUGAUUGCCGAGAACCGUAUUCCAGAGUUCGACUGUCUGUAUCUCGACAUGAAUGGUAUCAUCCACAAUUGUACCCACAAAGACUCCGAUUCACCUUCGUUUCGGAUGACCGAAGACAAAAUGUUCAUAGCCAUUUUCAAUUACAUCGAACAUCUUUUUGGCAAGAUCAAGCCCAAAAAACUCUUCUUUAUGGCAAUCGACGGUGUUGCGCCGAGAGCCAAGAUGAACCAGCAGCGAGCUCGACGUUUCCGCACCGCUCUUGACGCAGAAAAGGCCCGUGAAAAGGCUAUCAAAGAGGGCCUUGAACUUCCAAAGGAGGAUCCAUUCGACUCAAAUUGCAUCACUCCAGGAACCGAGUUCAUGGCUAAACUCACCAAACAAUUGAAAUACUUCAUCAGCAAGAAGGUAUCGGAAGACGUUGAUUGGCAGGGUGUUGAAGUUGUCCUGUCCGGUCACGAGGUGCCUGGAGAAGGAGAACACAAAAUCAUGGAAUACAUUCGUCAAGCGAAGGCUCAACCAAACUAUGAUCCGAAUGUUCGACACUGCUUGUACGGUCUCGAUGCGGAUCUUAUUAUGUUAGGACUUCUCAGUCACGAUCCUCAUUUCUGUCUGUUGCGAGAAGAAGUGACCUUUGGCCGGCAAACUAGUAAGAAGUCUACCGAGCUCGAGCAUCAAAACUUCUUCCUCAUGCAUUUGUGCAUUGUCCGAGAAUAUCUCGAAUUGGAGUUUCAGGAACUGGAAAAAGAAGGUGCUCUUGAUUUCCCCUUUGACAUGGAACGAAUCAUCGACGACUUUAUUUUGAUGGCUUUUUUUGUGGGAAACGACUUUUUGCCCAACCUACCAAAUCUUCACAUCAAUGAAGGAGCGCUGGCGCUCAUGUUUCAGAAGUACAAGCAUGUUCUUCCGGGUCUUGGUGGCUACAUCAACGAGCAUGGCGUCAUCAAUUUGCAGAGACUGGGCGUUUUGUUGGACGAGCUAUCUGAAGUCGAGCAUCGAUUCUUCCAGGCGGAAUAUUCCGAUGCUAAAUGGAUUAACGCGAAACGAGGCGAGAUAGCGGAUGAACCACAAAUCAAGGCGGCUCGUGGGCCUGUCAGAAUAUCUCCUGAACAGAAGAAAUUGUUCAAAGGUAUCAAAAAAUACUUUGUAGCCCCUGCAAACAAAGACCCAGACACACAACAACCGUUCAACCUCCCCUCCACCCUUCCUGCUCGAGAUCGAGCGUUUGUUCAACAACUCGCUACCGACCUCAAUUUGCAGUGGUCGACACAGGAGGAUUCCGAAGGCAACCGCUUCAUCCAGCUGAAUUUCCCAACAGUCGAUGGCGAGCAAGAGUCCGAAGAUGAAGAGUCACAGCUCGCAAUCACACGAGUCCUCAAGCGAUAUGACAACGCUAAAGUCGAAGAAGCAACAGACGAGCAAGCUCAAGAAGAUCUCAAGAAGAAAUACGAUGAAAAGUUUAUCCAAUGGAAGGACAAGUACUACCAAGAAAAAUUUGGAUGGGGAACUGAAAAUGACGAAGGAAUGAAAGUUUUGACGGAAAACUACGUCCAGGGUCUCCAAUGGGUCCUUUAUUACUACUAUCGAGGAGUAGCAUCAUGGCCAUGGUACUACGCCUCACAUUACUCGCCUAUGAUUUCUGAUGUGAAGAAAGGCCUCGGGGCUGAUAUGAAUUUCCAACUGGGACAACCAUUCAGACCAUUUCAGCAAUUGAUGGGGGUGUUGCCGGAUCGAAGCAAAUCAAUCGUGCCACAGAUCUACCAUGAACUGAUGACUUCCAAGGAUUCGCCCAUCAUCGACUUUUACCCGCGCGACUUUGUGCUCGACAUGAAUGGCAAGAAGAUGGAGUGGGAAGCAGUGGUCAAGAUUCCAUUUAUUGACGAGAAACGCCUUCUCUCGGCCAUGGCCACCAAGGACCCAUUGCUUACAGAAGAUGAAAAACGGCGCAAUGAUUUUGGGGUCAGUUUGAAAUUCACGUAUUCGUCCGAGCUCGACUUUACAUAUCCUUCUUCUCUGGUUGGCAUUUUCCCGGAUCUUCCGCACUGUCAUUGCAUAGAGAAUGAAUUUGAGCUGCCGACCAUGGACGGUCUGGAGCCUUUUGUCGGGCUUGUGGAGGGCGUCAAACUCGGGGCUGCCGCUUUGGCUGGAUUCCCAAGUCUCAAAUUCCUUCCAUUUACAGCAUCGUUAGGUUUUCACGGCGUCAAUGUGUUUCAGCAAGAUAGCCGGAAUGAGAGCAUGGUAGUCACGUUGUCUGACACUGAAACGAGGACGAAAGUGGAAUAUGCCAAGCUACACCUCAAUCAACGAGUCUAUGUUGGAUACCCCUUUCUUCAAGAGGCGAAGAUUGUCAAGGUUUCGGACGAGUUGUUCGACUACACACUCCCGGAAUCAGGGCCUCGUCAGGUUCAUGCCACUGAACACUCGGGGACUGAGAUAGACCAAUUCCACAAGAAGGCGGAGCGCAUCGAGAAAUUCUACAGCAAAAGAUUGGGAAUCUUGGUUGGUGAGGUGGAGUCACUAGUUCAAGUGGAAAUGCUCAAGGGACUCAAGAAGUUAGACGAUGGUUCUACUGUCAAGGAGUUUACAGAGCUGCCAGGACUCGAGACGGUGCAUGCGACACAGCUGGUGGUGGACAAGAUCAUCAGCGAAGAUGUUCGCUUCAUCGAGCAAGCGGCGACGCCGAUUGAGCAAGAGUUCCCUGACGGGACCAAUGCAUUCUUCCUGGGUGAGUACGCUUACGGGCGACCGGUCAGUGUGGUGGGCCAUGAAAAUGGCAAGGCCAAGUGCUUGAUCGCACUAUCCAAAGGACGGCAAGUGGAGUUUGGUCGAGAGAUUGCGCGGCAAGCAGAAAAGCUGUCGCCGUAUACUCCUUCAUAUCAAGUUGCACGAAGCCUGAACCUGAACUCGCUCGCGCUGGCCAAGAUCACGUCAUCGUUUUCUGUGCGUGUUGAUGAUGCCAGGGUCAAUCUUGGGUUGAACCUCAAGUUUGAAGCGAAGAAGUUGAAGGUGCUAGGAUAUUCGAGAAAGAGCGAGAGUGGAUGGGAAUUCAGUCGCGCGGCGGUGGAACUGAUCCAGCAGUACAUGAUCAAGUUCCCAGCCUUUAUCGCAGGGGUUCACAACAAUCCACAAGGCGACAUGCUACCUGCAACAGCAUACUUCCCUGGAGAUGAAGCCGAGGCCAAGGCCAAGGUGCGGGAGAUCCAGGCAUGGCUCAAAGAAGGCCCAAUGAAGAACUUUGAAAAGGUCCCUCUGGAAGCAGAACAGCUCGAUUCGGAAGUGGUCAAGUUGAUUGAAAAAGCUGCCGAUGAAGCGCUGAGAACAGACGUCGCGCCAGAGAACAAGACGAUCGGAGGUGUUCCACGCAACGGAUUGUUGAAGCCAUCAGAUUCUCAGUGGCGCUUGGGAAGUCAGAAGUUCGCGUUGGGAGACCGAGUCAUCUAUGUUGCCGACUCGGGCAAAGUGCCGAUUGCGUCUAAAGGGACUGUGGUCGGACUUACGCAGACUAGUCGGGACACAUGGCUUGAUGUGGUAUUUGAUGUUUCGUUUAUGAGUGGAACUUCACUGGGUGAUCGAUGCUCACCUUUCCGGGGAUCUACAGUGCCGACGUGGUCGGUGCUGAAUCUCAGCAACAAGCAAGUGCUGGCAUCAUCAAAAGCAAGCGCCAGUCGACAGACGAACGGAUCCAACAUCAGGCCUCUGACUGUUUCUGGCUAUGGACUGCCAGGCGUUGAUGGACGGGGUCAACUUCAUGCAGCUAGCGCGCCACCCCCAUUGCGAGGAUCAUGGCGUGGAGCGGUUGCGGGACAAGUCAAUGGACGAGGACAUUUGAAUGGCAUGUCACAAGCUGGACAGAGUCUGCCAAUUCGCAACAUGUCCAACUCAGCGACCAGCGGUCCUCGUGGAAACGGUGCCAACGGCCAGGGAUCUGGUAACCGUGGUGGUCGAGGGAUGUCAACACAUACCACACGAGGAGGGUAUGCGUCUGUGGAUCGAGGUGAUGCAUCGACAGGAGUGGUACAGAACAAUCCGAAUUUCCGGCCACGACCACAAAACAAGGUACCACCACCAGCCAGUCUGAACAAUCCGACGUCUGGGUCUCGAGGAAGGGGUAGAGGGCGGGGCGGAUCCCGGGGUGGCCGAGGUGGCAGUCAGCCUCAAGGGGCAGCCUGAUCCUGUAGAUGAUGAGACCAAGCAUGUGCAAGGACGCCAGUGGUUCCCGAAGCAAAUUCAGGAGCGGAUGGUGUGGCUGUUAGCUUAGGGUCCAACCCAAGGGCUAGGGUGCGACAGUAUGCGUACCUUUGAUAUUUAUGAGUCAAGAAGGUCAGUCACAGAUGAUGUGCAUCUUAUCGGUCAACUGUGGGGAGGACGAUAAAGGGAUUUCGAGUUGAGGUGCGAUUGGCUGUUCAGGCUAGAGGUUAGAUACGACAUUGAACGGGCGCCCCGCAGUCGGGCAUGAGAUCCACCACGAUUUAAUUUCUUGAUCCCGCUGCCAGGUAGAGGAGCAGAGACAGAGAGAGCACAUGGAUGUCUGUUUUUCUUGUCAGAUGGACAGAUGUGAUGAUUCCGUCCGUGGCUGCAUGAGGGUCGGGACGCAGACACAAGUCCUGCCCAGGCGCAGGCAGUCUUGCAUCAGACAGGACAGGAUGUGGUUGACGGGUUGACCAAUGGAUGGCACACAGUAGACCAGGCUAGGGUGGGGUGGAAAGGAGGCUGUCGGGGCGUCCUUGGCUCGGUGGAUGUUUGAGAGGACGAACAUGUAUGGGUAUGCGUAUGUGUAUGCGUGGUGAUGAAGUUGAUGGAGAGAAUGUGAGGUCAAAGUGUGCAUCUCGUGAUAUGCAUGUCAUUUUGAUGCAGCAUGGGAUGCGCUGGGAGGCCAAAUGAGCAAGAGCGACUUCGACUGCCACGGGCCCAUCAGGCAAGUGCGUGCAAAGAAUCUGAUUGGCCAUGCCUCCAUUUUCAGGUGCAAGUGGAAGGAACCCUG
Exophiala mesophila is the source of this 5211-nucleotide messenger RNA. RefSeq lists its product as uncharacterized. Bases 177 to 4400 code for a protein of 1407 amino acids. Gene Ontology annotation, cellular component: nucleus. NCBI's taxonomy places the organism in Eukaryota, Fungi, Ascomycota, Eurotiomycetes, Chaetothyriales, Herpotrichiellaceae. The transcript has a single exon. Gene Ontology annotation, biological process: rRNA catabolic process; nuclear-transcribed mRNA catabolic process. Gene Ontology annotation, molecular function: RNA binding; 5'-3' RNA exonuclease activity. The record is from RefSeq and is a predicted model, not a curated record.